GUUCUAAGCAUGGACCAUGAAUUGGUGACAUUCAGGGAUGUGGUCAUCAACUUCUCUCAAGAGGAAUGGGAAUAUCUGGAUUCAGCUCAGAGGGACUUGUAUUGGGAUGUGAUGAUGGAGAACUAUAGCAACUUGGUCUCACUGGAUUUGGAGUCCAAGUAUGACACAAAGACUAGAAAGGACAUCACUGGUUCUCAGUGGAAAGUAACAGAAAGUAAAUUCAUUGGUCUUGAGAGCUCCAUUUUUAGAAAUGAAUGGCAAAGCAAAAGCAAGACUGAAGUACAAAGACCUGAAGUGGGAUAUUUCAGCCAAAUGAAAAUCAACUCUGAAAAAGUGUCCAAUUACAAACAUCAUAAGUCUCUUAUAUCACAUCAGAGAAUUCAUGAUAGCAAGAAGCCCCAUGCAUAUAAGGCAUAUGGGAAGGUCCUUAGCUGUGACUUAAAUUUUGAUGAAUAUGAGAGAAUACAUACUGGUGAGAAAACCUAUCAAUAUAAUGCAUAUUGGAAAACCUUUGGAGAUGACCCACAUACCCUACAACUGAAUAUACAUAGUGGUGUGAAACCUUGUAAAUAUAUGGAAUAUGAGAAUGCAUUUAGUUUUUAUGAAGACCUUAGUAGACAGAAAAUGCAUGAUGAUCAGAAGUGCUAUAAAUGUAAGGAAUAUGAAAGGACCAUUAGAAGAGUUGAAGAAAUAACUCCACUUCAAAUAAUUCAUGAUGGUGAGAAACCCUAUGAAUGCACUUUCUGUGGAAAAUCCUUUAGAGUGCAUGCACAACUUACUCGACACCAGAAAAUCCACACUGAUGAGAAACCUUACAAAUGUAUGGAAUGUGGCAAGGACUUUAGAUUCCAUUCACAGCUAACUGAACAUCAGAGAAUUCAUACUGGUGAAAAACCAUACAAAUGUAUACAGUGUGAGAAAGUCUUUAGAAUUAGUUCACAGCUUAUUGAACAUCAGAGAAUUCAUACAGGUGAGAAACCUUAUGCAUGUAAAGAAUGUGGGAAGACCUUUGGAGUCUGUAGAGAACUUGCUCGACAUCAGAGAAUUCAUACCGGAAAGAAACCCUAUGAAUGCAAGGCAUGUGGAAAGGUCUUUAGAAAUAGUUCAUCCCUGACUAGACAUCAGAGAAUUCAUACUGGUGAGAAACCCUAUAAAUGCAAGGAAUGUGGGAAAGCUUUUGGAGUAGGUAGUGAACUUACUCGACACCAGAGAAUUCACAGUGGUCAGAAACCUUAUGAAUGUAAAGAGUGUGGAAAGUUCUUUAGACUUACAUCAGCACUUAUUCAACAUCAGAGGAUUCACAGUGGUGAAAAACCUUAUGAAUGUAAAGUAUGUGGGAAGGCUUUCAGACAUAGUUCAGCCCUUACUGAACAUCAGAGAAUUCAUACUGGAGAGAAACCUUAUGAAUGCAAGGCAUGUGGGAAGGCCUUUAGACAUAGUUCAUCCUUUACAAAACAUCAGAGAAUUCAUACUGGUAAGAAACCCUAUGAAUGUAAGGAAUGUCUCAGUGCCUUUAGCCAAAAUACACAUUCUUCUCAACAUGACCAGAUUCAUAGUAGAGAGAAACCUCAUGAAUGCAAUGAAUGUGGAAAAACCUUUAGCCUGAAGCAAAACCUUAUAGAGCAUAAGAAAAUGCAUACUGGAGAAAAAUCACAUGAAUGUACUGAAUGUGGUAAAGUAUUCUCUCGAGUCUCAUCCCUUACUCUACAUUUGAGAAGUCAUACAGGAAAGAAACCAUAUAAAUGUAAUAAAUGUGGAAAAGCCUUCAAUGGCAAAUCAUAUCUCACGGAGCAUGAGAAAAUUCAUACGGGAGAGAAACCAUUUGAAUGUAAUCAAUGUGGAAGAGCCUUCAGCCAGAAGCAAUACCUCAUUAAACAUCAGAAUAUCCACAGUGGAAAGAAACCCUUUAAAUGUAAUGAAUGUGGAAAAGCCUUUAGCCAGAAGGAAAACCUAAUUAUCCAUCAAAGAAUACAUACUGGAGAGAAACCUUAUGAAUGCAAAGGAUGUGGGAAAGCUUUCAUUCAGAAGUCAAGCCUCAUUAGACACCAGAGAAGUCAUACAGGAGAGAAACCCUAUAUAUGUAAAGAAUGUGGGAAAGCCUUCAGUGGCAAAUCAAAUCUCACUGAGCAUGAGAAAAUUCAUAUUGGAGAAAAACCCUAUAAAUGUAAUGAAUGUGGAACAAUCUUUAGGCAGAAGCAAUACCUCAUUAAACACCACAAUAUUCAUACAGGAGAGAAACCCUAUGAAUGUAAUAAAUGUGGAAAAGCCUUCUCUCGAAUCACAUCACUCAUUGUACAUGUGAGAAUUCAUACGGGUGAUAAACCUUAUGAAUGUAAAAUAUGUGGGAAGGCCUUCUGUCAAAGCUCAUCUCUUACUGUUCAUAUGAGAAGCCAUACAGGUGAGAAGCCCUAUGGUUGUAAUGAAUGUGGGAAAGCCUUCUCUCAGUUCUCAACUCUUGCUCUACACAUGAGAAUCCAUACUGGAGAAAAACCUUAUCAGUGUAGUGAAUGUGGGAAAGCUUUUAGCCAGAAGUCACAACUUAGUACACAUCAGAUAAUUCAUACCAUUGAGAAACCCUAUGAAUGUAAGGAAUGUGGAAAGGCCUUUAGACAUCCCUCAAGACUCAGUCAUCAUCAGAAAAUUCAUACUGGCAAGAAACCCUUUGAAUGUAAGGAAUGUGGGAAAACAUUUAUUUGUGGUUCAGACCUUACUCGACAUCACAGAAUUCACACUGGUGAGAAACCCUAUGAAUGUAAGGAAUGUGGAAAGGCCUUUAGCAGUGGCUCAAACUUCACUCGACAUCAGAGAAUUCACACUGGUGAAAAGCCCUAUGAAUGUAAAGAAUGUGGGAAGGCUUUUAGUAGUGGCUCAAACUUUACUCAACAUCAGAGAAUUCAUACAGGGGAGAAACCCUAUGAAUGUAAAGAAUGUGGCAAUGCCUUUAGUCAGAGCUCACAACUUAUUAAACAUCAGAGAAUUCAUACAGGUGAGAAACCCUAUGAAUGUAAGGAAUGUGAAAAGGCUUUUCGUUCUGGUUCAGACCUUACUCGACAUCAGAGAAUUCAUACUGGUGAGAAGCCCUAUGAAUGUAAGAUAUGUGGGAAAGCCUACUCUCAGAGUUCACAACUUCUUAGUCAUCAUAGAAUUCAUAGUGGUGAGAAACCCUAUGAAUAUAGGGAAUGUGGAAAGACCUUUAAUUAUGGCUCACAACUUAUUCAACAUCAAAAUUUACUUCAUUUUGUGGAGAAACCCUAUGAAUGUAAAGAAUGUGGGAAAACCUUUAGAGUACGCCAACAGCUUACUUUCCAUCAUAGAAUUCAUACUGGUGAAAAACCCUAUGAAUGCAAGGAAUGCGGAAUGGCCUUUAGACAGACUGCACAUCUUACUCGACAUCAGAGACUUCAUUCUGGUGAAAAGCUCUAUGAAUGUAAGGAAUGUGGAGAAUCUUUCAUAUGUGGCCCAGACCUCAGAGUACAUCAGAAAAUUCAUAUUGGUGAGAAGCCCUAUGAAUGUAAAGAAUGUGGGAAGGCCUUCAGAGUGCGUGGACAACUUACUCUCCAUCAGAGGAUUCAUACUGGUGAGAAACCCUAUGUAUGUACAGAAUGUGGAAAGGCCUUUAGACAGUAUGCACACCUUACUCGACAUCAGAAGCUUAAUAUUGCUGACAAACUCUACGAAUGUAAAGAAUGUGGGAAGGCCUUUUUGUGUGGCUCUGGCCUUAGAGUACAUCACAAACUUCAUACUGGUGAGAAACCCUAUGAAUGUAAGGAAUGUGGGAAGGCCUUUAGAGUGAGACAACAACUAACACUCCACCAGAGAAUUCAUACUGGUGAGAAACCCUAUGAAUGUAAGGAAUGUGGAAAGACCUUUAGUCGUGGUUAUCAUCUUAUUCUUCAUCACAGAAUUCACACUGGUGAGAAGCCUUAUGAAUGUAAGGAAUGUUGGAAGGCCUUUAGUCGUUACUCACAACUUAUUUCACACCAAAGUAUCCAUAUUGGUGUUAAACCCUAUGACUGCAAGGAAUGCGGGAAGGCUUUUAGAUUACUCUCACAACUUACACAACAUCAGAGUAUUCAUGUUGGUGAGAAACCCUAUAAAUGUAAGGAAUGUGGGAAGGCCUUUAGAUUGCGCCAAAAGCUUACUCUACAUCAGAGUAUUCAUACUGGUGAAAAACCUUUUGAAUGUAAGGAAUGUAGGAAGGCUUUUAGACUUAAUUCAUCCCUUAUUCAACAUCUGAGGAUUCAUUCUGGUGAGAAACCCUAUGAAUGUAAAGAAUGUAAGAAGGCCUUUAGACAACAUUCACACCUUACCCAUCAUCUGAAAAUUCAUAAUAGAGUUCAUAAUGGAGAAAAGUUGUAUGAAUGUAAGGAAUGUAGGAAGACCUUUAUUCGUCGCUCAACACUUAGUCAACACCUGAGAAUUCAUACUGGUGAGAAACCUUAUAAAUGUAAGGAAUGUGGGCAGGCAUUUAGACAGCGUGCGCACCUUAUUCGACAUCACAAACUUCAUACCGGUGAGAAGCCCUAUGAAUGUAAGGAAUGUGGGAAGGCCUUUACAGUGCUCCAAGAACUUACUCAACAUCAGAGACUUCAUACUGGUGAAAAGCCCUAUGAAUGUAAGGAGUGUGGAAAGGCCUUCAGAGUGCAUCAGCAACUUGCUCGACAUCAGAGAAUUCACACUGGUGAGAAACCCUAUGAAUGUAAGGCAUGUGGGAAGACCUUUAGGCAGUGUACACACCUUACUCGACAUCAGAGACUUCAUACUGCUGAGAAGCUCUAUGAAUGUAAGGAAUGUGGGAAAGCCUUUGUAUGUGGUCCAGACCUUAGAGUACAUCAGAAAAUUCAUUUUGGUGAGAAACCUUAUGAAUGUAAGGAAUGUGGAAAGGCUUUUAGAAUAUGCCAACAACUUACUGUCCAUCAGAGUAUUCAUACUGGUGAGAAACCCUAUGAAUGUAAGGAAUGCGGGAAGACUUUUAGACUAAGGCAGCAACUUGUUCGCCAUCAGAGAAUCCAUACUCGUGAGAAACCCUAUGAAUGUAUGGAAUGCUGGAAGACCUUUAGUAGUUACUCACAACUUAUUUCACAUCAGAGCAUUCAUAUUGGUGAGAGACCUUAUGAAUGUGAAGAAUGUGGGAAGGCUUUUAGAUUGCUCUCACAACUUACCCAACAUCAGAGUAUUCAUACUGGUGAGAAACCUUAUGAAUGUAAGGAAUGCAGAAAACCUUUUAGACUGCUGUCACAACUUACUCAGCAUCAGAGUAUUCAUACUGGUGAGAAACCUUAUGAAUGUAAGGAAUGUGGUAAGGCUUUCAGACUUUAUUCAUUCCUUACUCAGCACCAGAGAAUUCAUACUGGAGAGAAACCCUACAAAUGUAAGGAAUGUAAGAAGGCCUUUAAUCAGAACUCACAAUUUAUUCAACAUCAGAGAACUCAUUCUGCUGAAAAAAGCUAUGAAUGUAAGGAGUGUGGGAAGUCCUUUAGCCGUGGCUCACUUGUUACUCGACAUCAGAGGAUUCACACUGGUGAAAAACCCUAUGAAUGUAAGGAAUGUGGCAAGGCUUUUAGUUGUAGUUCAUAUUUUUCUCAACAUCAGAGGAUUCACACUGGUGAGAAACCCUAUGAAUGUAAGGAAUGUGGAAAAGCCUUUAAUUAUUGCUCAAAUCUCAAUGAUCAUCAGAGAAUUCACACUGGUGAGAAACCCUAUGAAUGUAAAGUAUGUGGAAAAGCCUUUACUAAGAGUUCUCAACUUUUUCCACAUCUGAGAAUUCAUACUGGUGAGAAACCUUAUGAAUGUAAGGAAUGUGGGAAAGCCUUUACUCAACACUCAAGGCUUAUUCAACAUCAAAGAAUGCAUACUGGUGAGAAACCUUAUGAAUGUAAGGAAUGUGGGAAGGCCUUUAGUAGUGCCUCAACACUUACUAACCAUCACAGAAUUCAUGCAGGCAAGAAACUCUAUGAAUGUAAGGAAUGUGGAAAGUCCUUUAUUCAGAGCUCAGAACUUAUUCAACAUCAGAGAAUCCAUACAGAUGAAAAACCUUAUGAAUGUAAUGAAUGUGGGAGGGCUUUUAAUAAAGGCUCAAACCUUACUAGACAUCAAAGAAUUCACACUGGUGAGAAACCCUAUGACUGUAAGGAAUGUGGAAAGGCCUUUGGUAGUCGCUCUGACCUUAUUCGUCAUGAAGGAAUUCAUACUGGAGAGAAACCCUACGAAUGUGGGGACUGUGGGAAGGCCUUUAGAGUGCGCCAACAACUUACUUUCCAUCAGAGAAUUCACACUGGUGAAAAACCCUAUGAAUGUAAAGAAUGUGGAAAAGCCUUUAGACAGUGUGCCCACCUUAGUCGACAUCAGAGAAUUCAUACUUCUGACAAACUCCUCGAAUGUAAAAAAUGUGGAAAGAUCUUUACAUGUGGUGCAGAUCUUCGAGUACAUCAGAGAACUCAUAUUGGUGAGAAGCCCUAUGAAUGUAAGGAAUGUGGGAAGGCCUUUAGAGUGCGAGGACAACUUAAUCUCCAUCAAAGGAUUCAUACUGGUGAGAAACCCUAUGAAUGUAAGGAAUGUGGGAAGACCUUUAGACAGUAUGCACACCUUACACGACAUCAGAGACUUAAUAUUGCUGAGAAGUGCUAUGAAUGUAAGGACUGUGGGCAGGCUUUUUUGUGUAGUACAGGCCUCAGAGUACAUCACAAACUUCAUACUGGUGAAAAACCCUAUGAAUGUAAGGAAUGUGGAAAGGCCUUCAGAGUGAGACAACAACUCACUCUCCAUCAGAGAAUCCAUACUGGUGAGAAACCCUAUGAUUGUAAAGAAUGUGGGAAGACCUUUAGUCGUGGUUAUCAUCUGACCCUCCAUCAGAGAAUUCAUACUGGUGAGAAACCUUAUGAAUGUAAGGAAUGUCAAAAGUUCUUCCGUCGUUACUCAGAACUUAUUUCACAUCAGGGUAUUCAUAUUGGAGAGAAACCCUAUGAUUGUAAGGAAUGUGGGAAGACCUUUAGACUGUUCUCACAACUUACUCAACAUCAGAGUAUUCAUUUUGGUGAGAAACCUUAUAAAUGUAAGGAAUGUGAGAAGACUUUUAGACUGCUAUCACAACUUACUCAACAUCAGAGUAUUCAUACUGGUGAGAAACCCUAUGACUGUAAGGAAUGUGGAAAGGCCUUUAGACUUCAUUCAUCCCUUAUUCAACAUCAGAGAAUUCAUUCUGGUGAAAAACCGUACAAAUGUAAGGAAUGUAAAAAAGCAUUUAGACAACAUUCCCAUCUUACCUACCAUCAGCGAAUUCAUAAUAAUGGUGAAAAGCCUUAUGAAUGUAUGGAAUGUGGGAAGGCUUUUGGCCGUAGUUCUGAUCUGCUUCAACAUCAGAAAAUUCAUACUAAUGAAAAACCUUACCAGUGUAAGGCAUGUGGGAAGGCUUUUAUUCGCGGUUCACAGCUCACUGAACAUCAGAGAGUUCAUACAGGAGAGAAACCAUAUGAAUGUGAGAAAUGUGGAAAAGCCUUUAGUUAUUGUUCACAGUAUACUCUACAUCAGAGAAUUCAUAGUGGUGAAAAACCCUAUGAAUGUAAGGAAUGUGGGAAGUCCUUUAUCCUUGGCUCUCAACUCACUUACCAUCAGAGAAUUCAUAGUGGUGAGAAACCCUAUGAGUGUAAGGAAUGUGGAAAGGCCUUUAUUCUUGGUUCACACCUUACUUAUCAUCAAAGAGUUCAUACUGGUGAAAAGCCUUACAGAUGUAAAGAAUGUGGGAAGGCCUUUUUAUGUGCCUCCCAACUUAAUGAACAUCAGAGAAUCCAUACAGGUGAAAAACCCUAUGAAUGUAAAGAAUGUGGGAAGGCCUUUUUUCGUGGCUCACAACUAACUUACCAUCUGAGAGUUCAUACAGGUGAGAGACCCUAUAAAUGCAAAGACUGUGGGAAAGCCUUUAUUUCUAAUUCUAAUCUUUCUCAACAUCAGAGAAUUCAUACAGGUGAAAAACCCUAUGAAUGUAAGCAAUGUGGGAAGGCCUUUAUUCGUGGCUCACAUCUUACUGAACAUCUAAGAACUCAUUCCGGUGAGAAACCCUAUGAAUGUAAGGAAUGUGGGAAGGCCUUUAGUCGUGGCUCAGAACUUACUCUACAUCAAAGGAUCCAUACUGGUCAGAAACCUUAUGAAUGUAAAGAAUGUGGCAAGGCCUUUGGUAGUGGUGCAAACCUUGCUUACCAUCAAAGAAUUCAUACUGGGGAGAAGCCUUAUGAAUGUAGUGAAUGUGGAAAGGCCUUUGGUAGUGGCUCAAACCUUACUCAUCAUCAGAGAAUUCAUACUGGUGAGAAACCAUAUGAAUGUAAAGAAUGCGGGAAAGCCUUUAGUUUUGGAUCAGGCCUUAUUCGACAUCAGAUAAUUCACAGUGGUGAAAAGCCUUAUGAGUGUAAGGAAUGUGGGAAGUCCUUUAGUUUUGAAUCAGCCCUUACUCGGCAUCACAGAAUUCAUACAGGUGAGAAACCUUAUGAAUGUAAGGAUUGUGGGAAGGCCUUUGGCAGUGGUUCAAACCUUACUCAACAUCGAAGGAUUCAUACUGGUGAGAAACCUUAUGAAUGUAAAGCAUGUGGAAUGGCUUUUAGUAGUGGUUCGGCCCUUACUCGGCAUCAGAGAAUUCAUACUGGUGAAAAACCAUAUAUAUGUAAUGAAUGUGGGAAGGCUUUUAGUUUUGGAUCAGCCCUUACUCGACAUCAAAGAAUUCACACUGGUGAGAAACCUUAUGUAUGUAAGGAAUGUGGGAAGGCUUUUAAUAGUGGCUCAGAUCUCACUCAGCAUCAGAGAAUUCACACUGGUGAGAAACCCUAUGAGUGUAAGGAUUGUGAGAAGGCCUUUAGAAGUGGUUCAAAACUUAUUCAGCAUCAAAGAAUGCACACUGGUGAGAAACCCUAUGAGUGUAAGGAAUGUGGGAAGGCCUUUAGUAGUUGUUCAGACCUUACUCAACAUCAGAGAAUUCAUACUGGUGAGAAACCUUAUGAAUGUAAAGAAUGUGGCAAGGCCUUUGGUAGUGGCUCAAAACUUAUCCAACACCAGCUAAUUCACACUGGUGAAAAACCGUAUGAAUGUAAAGAAUGUGGAAAGUCCUUCAGUAGUGGUUCAGCUCUUAACCGGCACCAGAGAAUACACACUGGUGAAAAACCCUAUGAAUGUAAGGAAUGUGGAAAGGCUUUUGGGAGGAGUUCAGAGAUUCAGCAACAUAAAAAAAGUCAUACUGGUGAGUAGCUCUGUGAAUUGGAAAUUUAUGUUAGAAUUAUGUGGUUAA
Molecule: messenger RNA, 9268 nt
Organism: Neomonachus schauinslandi (Hawaiian monk seal)
Lineage: Eukaryota; Metazoa; Chordata; Mammalia; Carnivora; Phocidae
Product: zinc finger protein 14 homolog
Exons: 15
Coding region: 10-9228 (3072 amino acids)
Biological process (GO): negative regulation of transcription by RNA polymerase II
Molecular function (GO): DNA-binding transcription repressor activity, RNA polymerase II-specific; RNA polymerase II cis-regulatory region sequence-specific DNA binding
Source: RefSeq, a predicted model, not a curated record